Molecule: messenger RNA, 2107 nt
Organism: Hippocampus comes (tiger tail seahorse)
Lineage: Eukaryota; Metazoa; Chordata; Actinopteri; Syngnathiformes; Syngnathidae
Product: GTPase IMAP family member 4-like
Exons: 4
Coding region: 250-1872 (540 amino acids)
Molecular function (GO): GTP binding
Source: RefSeq, a predicted model, not a curated record
ACCCAAAGAAAGAAUAACUGUCGACGCCAACAACGUCAACGACUAGACGACCUGCGAGCAAUACGGACAGAAGUCGACUUACCAAGACCUGGGUGACGUCUCGGGUGACGGCCGAAAAUUGACAGACGGACCUUCCGCCGGUGUUGACUGCCCGCCACUGUCUGUAUUUGUUGCUGCUCUACGACUUAAAUCAACUUCAACUUGGAGUGAUCAACAAACAGCUUGGAGCAAGUACGCUUUGACCCUUACAUGGAGAACUAUCUUUCCCCAUCACUGAGUGGAGAGGAGCACGAACCAGUUGAUAUGGAGGAUGUUUUGGGGAUCGCGGGGCUUGAAGAAGACCUCAGGUUGGUUCUUAUCGGAAAUACGGGAUCUGGCAAGAGCGCAUCUGGAAACACCAUCUUGGGCCGAAGACAGUUCCUGUCAAAGCUCAGUGCCAGCUCAGUGACCCGGAAAUGUCAGUGUGGGAGCACUGAGCUUGCAGAGGGUCAUGACCAGAAGAGACUGAGGCGACUUACGGUGGUUGACAUGCCGGGUUUCGGGGACACUCACCUCACCGAGGAGGAGAUUUAUAUAGAAAUGGCUAAGUGUCUGACUUUCUGUGCUCCUGGGCCGCACGCUUUUCUCUUGGUGGUGGCGAUUGGUCGUUAUACACAGCAUGAGGACCAGGCUAUUAUCAAUCUGGCCAAAAUAUUUGGAGAUGAUGCCGUAAAAUACCAUACAGUGGUUCUUUUUACCAGGGGGGAUGAACUUGAAGGCAUGGAGUUCGACGAAUACCUGAAAGAUUCUCCUGCUGGACUUAGGAAUCUCAUUGACAAGUGCGGAGGCAGAUACCAAGUGUUCAACAAUCAAAAAAACUCCAAUAAUCCGGCGCAGGUUCAAGAACUCAUAAGUAAGGCGGACAGCAUGGUGAAGCAGAGUAAAAGCAGGUAUUUUAGCAACGCUAUGUUCGAAGAGGCCGAGGCCGCUAUGAGGGAAGAACAGAGAAGGAGAAUGUUGGAGAAGAGUUACGAAGAGCAAUCGGAAUUGGAGCCUGACGAAAAAGAAAGUAAACGUGUUUCACAGUGGCCUCGGAAGAGGAAGUUGCAGGGAGAAAAUGAGAAAAGCAAGCGCAGGGGAAGCAGCGGAGCUUCGGAGAAAAUGAGGGAAGCGGCCGCUGUCUCUCCACAGGUGCUGGAGAGGUUGAAGCGCGUGGUGUCUUCUGGCGUCAUCGGGCUGGCAGUUGGAGUUGCCUUUGGCAUCGCUGUCCCCUUGACAGCUGCCCUCUCCGCAUCUCUGGUGGGUAAGGCCGUCGGCCUGGUUGCAAUUCAACUCACCGGAGCGUCUGCAGCUGGAGCCGCCGGUGUCGGGAAGGCAGUGGGCGCCGUAGUUGCGGCGGCCUCAGGAAAGACCGCUCUGGCUCUGGGGGCAACUGCUGGGGGACUUGUUGGUGGUGCGAUAGGAGUCGUCGCUGGUUCGGAGGCGGAGAGUUUGAAAGAGGGAGCAUCCGACACUCUUGAACAGGUUAGUUCUGUCGGAGUUUUUGCUCUUGGGGCUUCCAUAGGUGUGGGGGCUUCCUUGGGGACAGGGGCGGCCGUGAGUGCUGCUCUUGGGGCGCAAGGUGCGGCCAGUGCGUCUUUAGCUUCGGUGGCAGGGCAAAACGCCCCCGCCCCAGUUGGAGCUUUAGCUGCGGAAACGGGGGCAGCAGUCGUUCAGGACACUGUGGCAGCUGCGCCUGUUGCAGCAGCAAGACAUCCUGUCCUAGAUACACUCACUUCAGUCGGAAAAGCUGUGGCAGUGGUAACCUUACCUGCUAGCGCUGCCGUGAAAAUCAUCAAAUGUAAAACCAAAGACUCAGAAAAAACUACUUAUAAGUUCUCUUGGAAAAAAUGAACAUGAACAGUGUGCCUCUGACUAUCUCUUGACUAUUGUUUUGUUUGAGAUUGAAAAGCAAUUGAACAAAAUCGAAAUAAAACAAAUUGUUUCAUUUGUAAAGAAACUGAUGAGAUUCCAGUGAUUUUUUUUUUUUAGGUAUUUCCUAUAUACUGUAUUGUUAAUGUGCACAGUGCCUCCUUUUUGUGAUCAACCAUGUAAUGCCAAAUGACAAAUAAAUGCACUUUUAAAGACA